Cercocebus atys (sooty mangabey) is the source of this 1073-nucleotide messenger RNA. It is a transcript of the gene RNF181, whose product is annotated as ring finger protein 181. NCBI's taxonomy places the organism in Eukaryota, Metazoa, Chordata, Mammalia, Primates, Cercopithecidae. The record is from RefSeq and is a predicted model, not a curated record. The transcript is spliced from 4 exons. Gene Ontology annotation, cellular component: cytoplasm. The coding region runs from base 494 to 1057 and encodes 187 amino acids. Gene Ontology annotation, molecular function: ubiquitin protein ligase activity. Gene Ontology annotation, biological process: protein ubiquitination.
CAACUAGAGCGCCGCGGGGCAGAAGUGUCCGGCGGAGAUCUGGACAGCGCAUCGGGAAGCGCCAUGGCCCAACGCUCGCAGGAACCUGAACUCCUGGGCCAGCGCCGCCUUUUCUCGCAGAGGCCUUUAGCAUCUGCACAGUCGAAGCCCUCUGAGCCUCAGGGCAGAUUGAGGACCCUAACAGACCAGACAUUUGGACGCGACCGCGCCAGAAAUUCCAGGGAAUUCAGUGUUGGCUCCGAUUCCAAAACAAAAGUUUCCUCACCAGCCGGAUCUCCGUCAUUGGCGUUGGUCUCUGGUCACCUGCCUUAUUCAAGCCAAUGAGAGGGGGCCGAAUUAGUACUUCCGCUUUCCGUGAGGUUUAACGAGCCACUAUGCCCGUCCCUCGGAUACUCUGAUUGGCCAGCCUCUCUCAGCUCCUCAGUUUAUUGGGCAGCGCCGCUAGACCACUAUCGAGCCGGCUGCGAGGGCUGUGUCAGGAGGUUGGGCAGCCAUGGCGUCCUAUUUCGAUGAACACGACUGUGAGCCGUCUGACCCCGAGCAGGAGACGCGAACCAACAUGCUGCUGGAGCUCGCAAGGUCACUUUUCAAUAGGAUGGACUUUGAAGACUUGGGGUUGGUAGUAGAUUGGGACCACCACCUGCCUCCACCAGCUGCCAAGAAUGUGGUUGAGAACCUCCCCAGGACAGUCAUCAGAGGCUCUCAGGCUGCUCUCACCCUGCCCUGGGCCCAGUACUCAAGCUGCUUUCUGUUCAUGGACUGCUGGGGGACUGAAGAAGAGUGGCAGUUGGGAACAGGGGAGGGUGGUUAUCAGCUUAUGAAGAUCAGACCAAGGCUAGAACACUGCUCUACUUUUCUCAGACAAAUUCCUGUCCCUUAUGCCGCCAUGAGCUGCCCACUGAUGACGACACUUAUGAGGAGCACAGACGAGAUAAGGCUCGAAAACAGCAGCAGCAACACCGACUGGAGAACCUCCAUGGAGCCAUGUACACGUGAGGAGGCUGGGGCUGAGUGCUGGCCCUCUGCGUCUUCCUUACUAACCUUGAAUCCUCAUUAAAGGCUUCUUUACCCAC